UAUAAAUAUCGGUUGUGUCCUCGGGAAGCCUCAACGUUCAUUUUUAGCAGCGGUACCUGCCGUAAACAUGCGCGCUCUUCUUCUCUGUGCUGCUCUACUGGUUUGCUCGGCCACCGCUCACCACGUCGGUGAGUGCGGUGUGCCUCGCAUUCAGCCUCACCUGGAGGCCGAGGACCGCAUCGAAGGCGGCAAGGAGGCGGUGCCCGGCAGCUGGCCCUGGCACGUGCAGGUCAACACGCGUUCGGGCCACCACCGCUGUAGCGGGGCGCUCAUCGAUGACGAACACGUGGUCACGGCGGCCUCUUGCAUCUGGAAGCUGAAAGACAUUGGAGUUCUGAAGGUGCUCGCCGGCGCGCAUUCGAGAGACGCAGUCGCCGAAGGGGAAAGGAGCGCUGACGUCGUGGAGGCUUGCGUCUUCAAAGGCUACCAGGGAAGUCACGAGAACAACAUCGCCAUCCUGAAGCUGAAGAAGCCGCUGAGCCGCACUGACACCAUCCAGCCCAUCUGCCUUCCUGACGCGCCCGUUGUCGGAGGAUGGAAUGUGUACGCCACCGGCUACGGACACACUCAUCAUGACCAUGACUCCCCAGUGAAGGGCCUGAGCCAGGCUCGUGUCAAGACGGUGGCGAACAACAUGUGCUACGACGAGAACGACACAGAGGUUCCCAAGAGCGUCUUCUGCACUGUCUACGACCACGGCUCCCCCUGCAUGCACGACAUCGGUGGUCCCGUUAUGAGCAAGGUGGACGGUGCGUGGACGCUUCACGGCGUGGUGUCUGGCGGUGCCAAGGGAUGCAAGGUGGGCGAGCACCCAAUGCUUCACACCCGGGUGGCGCUGUUCGCCGACUUCAUCAACAAGUACACGCACGCUACAGGGGCGUCUGGCAAGGGACAGUGCGAUCUCAGAACGACCUCGGCGUGAUCGCAUUCUCGACGCUGUGCAACAAGGAUCCAAAUGAAAUGCUCAUAGAAACUUUGUUUUAUGCAAAAAAAAUAAAUAAAUAACUUUAUUCCCUGUUA
This is a messenger RNA of Dermacentor albipictus, 1020 nucleotides long. RefSeq names its product chymotrypsinogen A-like. Gene Ontology annotation, molecular function: serine-type endopeptidase activity. The record is from RefSeq and is a predicted model, not a curated record. Lineage: Eukaryota; Metazoa; Arthropoda; Arachnida; Ixodida; Ixodidae. Gene Ontology annotation, biological process: proteolysis.